Laetiporus sulphureus 93-53 is the source of this 1779-nucleotide messenger RNA. RefSeq lists its product as uncharacterized. The transcript is spliced from 2 exons. The record is from RefSeq and is a predicted model, not a curated record. NCBI's taxonomy places the organism in Eukaryota, Fungi, Basidiomycota, Agaricomycetes, Polyporales, Laetiporaceae. Gene Ontology annotation, molecular function: DNA binding. The coding region runs from base 106 to 1497 and encodes 463 amino acids.
CUCGGAUUUUCGCUGACGAUCGCCUCAUGCUCUCAUGCUCUCACCGCCUCCGUCGUCGACAAUGGCCAACACUCUGCUGCGAUGCCCUGAUAUAGGCUUUCCGCCAUGUCCCACGAUCCUCAGUCGCCUUCCUCCACAUCCAACAACGCCAACAACACAUGGACUGAGCCACCAUGGACUGGCUGGAUAGACACUACCGGCGACGCCCUCCUCAUCCUUGAGGCCGCCAGGCGGGGCCUCAUCCCUCGCGUCACCCGGCGCCUAGUCGACUCUGAGCGCAAGAUGAUAACCUCUGGCUCCGUCUUCGUCUUCGACGAGGACGAGAGCGGGAUCAAGCGUUGGACCGACGGCUUCUUUUGGAGUCCGAGCCGUAUUCUGGGCAAUUUUCUGCUCUACCGUGAGACCGAGAAGCGAGGAGCUGGCCAUCGGAGCGCUCGAUCAGAGCAGAACGCUGCGGAGAGCGAGGACGGUACUAAGCCUGAGGGGCAGACACUAAGCCGGCCGAAGAGCGAGACACACCGUUUGGUGGGCGUCGACCGCCAGCGGGAGCGCAGCCUGGUCGGCAGCCUCACCAACAGUUAUAAAUUUAAAGCUGGCGGGAUGAUGAAGAAGACAUUCUCGCUGUCAAUUGGCGGCGUUGCGCAGCACCUCAUCUCAUACUACAAAAUCGAAGAUGUUGAGCAGGGCAGGCUCCGUUCGCCGUCGUCGCUGCCGGAGCUUGCCGCGCUCGACAUCAGCCCCGAGUACCUCGACAAGACGCACUUUCGGAACCCGCCCAAAGUCGAGAUCGGCGUCGAUGGUAUCCCUCGCUACCGCGGCGAAGCGGAUGACACUGACAGCUCUCCUCACUUGCUGACGUCGCCGCUCGCGUCUGGGCUCCCGCUCUACCCGGACGCCGAGUCGGGCUCGCACAAGCGCGCAAAGCGGUACGACCCCUACAGUGGCAACACCACAAAACGCAAAGGCAAGUCCAAGGGCGCUGCAGCGAGUCAGGACUCGUCUACGGCGGAUGCGUCUUCCCAACCGGUAGCUGUCGCGGUGCACCAGCCGCAGGCAGGCUACCCCGGGCCAGAGAUAGCAAGCGGCGUGCCUCAUUAUGGGCCGUAUGGCUAUUACCAGGUGCCUCCUCCUGGCUAUCCUACCGCGCCGAUGUAUCACCCCGCCGCAUACUCUGCGCUCCCUCCUCCGCCAACAGGCUCGCCACUCCCGCACCAGAGUCCCACGCCGCCGCAACAAGCCCCGCCCCCGCCGUUCUACCCUGGAUAUGCAGGCUCACCAGUCGAGCCACCGCAUCCGAGUUCAGCGCAAUUGUAUCCUUCAUACUACGCACCUCCUCACGGGUACGCGGCCUACCCCGCCAGCGUCUCGUGGCCGCACUACAGCUACCCUGCACCGCACAGUGCGCAGCCUCCUGCGGGCGCCGCGGGUGUGCAGGACACCGACGGCGGCGACGAUAGCGACGGUCGUGGGGAAGCCGGUGGAAGCACGGGGGCAUAGAUGUGUUCUCAAAUUGGAUAUAUGCAUUCGUGUCCGUCUGGUCACGAUCUCUCUGCCUUUCGCCCUGCUCUGCAUGUUGCUUUCGCGUAUCUCCCACGUCGACGUCUUGGCUUCUCGGCUAUGCUAUGCCCGCUCUCUUAUACCACAGCUUAGUUGUAUUCCCCUUUCUCGUGCCAGUUCAUUAUGUCUCCGCCUCGUCCUGGAAGAAUCGUCUGGUGUAUAUGUGUAUCCUUAAGUCUGCCCCUUCAUGUGACGUUGUACAAUAGUGAAUGAAAAGAACAU